AUGUCAGACACGAUCCCAUCUUACCCCGAAUAUACUCUGCGUCCUGUUGAACAACAAGAUGGCAUCGCUUACUAUAGUGCAACUAAUACUCGAGGAUAUUCUAUCCUCGACAGGAAUGGGAACCCCGUCCGCUUCCCAUUGCCACCGCUGCCUGUACGUGCAAAUGGCACAAGGGUCCCACCAGAUGCUGCCAUAGUGAGGACAAGGGCAGCUCACAGGCGGAUGAUUCGGAAAGCUCGUCAAGAAAGGGCCCAGUUCCUCUUUGACCUCUGUUGCUUUACAAUUGUUGGGAUCAUUGUCGCUGUUGUGUUCGUCUUUAAGCCAGAGUGGUUGAAUGCCUUCGUAGACAUGGUAAAUUUGGUAGCUUUCAAGUUGUUCGGCGCAAUGGGAGAGCUGGUAGUUGCAGGGGCCAAUGCUCUCAUAGAGGACUAG
Molecule: messenger RNA, 432 nt
Organism: Serpula lacrymans var. lacrymans S7.9
Lineage: Eukaryota; Fungi; Basidiomycota; Agaricomycetes; Boletales; Serpulaceae
Exons: 3
Coding region: 1-432 (143 amino acids)
Source: RefSeq, a predicted model, not a curated record